AUGCCGAGAAGAAAUAAAUGGAUGCAUCUGGUGGCCGGAGUCAUAGCCGGAGUUACGCUUGGAGUAUUCUUAAAAUUAUGCUUAAGACCUUCCUCUCGGACGUCUAUUGAGACAUGUCCGGAAGCUGCAAAAUUAUACGCUCCCCCUGACCCAUUAGCGGUGAUAGGCUUGACGGCCGAGGAAACGAUACAAAACUCAAAUAGAACUUUAGUGUUUGUGGGUGUGAUGACUGCGGAACAGUAUUUGAAUACGAGAGCAAAAGCAGUUUACGACACGUGGGCUCAGGACCUUCCGGGCCGAUUAGCGUUCUUUAGUUCUGAAGUGUCGCGAGCUCCUGGUUUGCCCUUGAUACCCUUGCGCUAUGUCGACGACAGCUAUCCUCCUCAGAAGAAGUCGUUCCUAAUGUUAUUGUACAUGUACGAAAACUACGGAGAAAGGUUCGAAUGGUUUAUGCGUGCGGAUGACGAUGUAUACGUGCGUGGUGACAAAUUAGAAGAAUUCUUGCGCUCCGUGGACAGUAGAAAGCCGCAGUUUAUCGGUCAAGCGGGAAGAGGUACCACCGCUGAAAGAGAUGCACUGGCUCUCGACUACAAUGAAAAUUUUUGUAUGGGCGGGCCUGGAGUGCUUAUAUCAAGAGAAACUCUUCGAAGAGUGGCGCCUCACGUCAAAUACUGCUUGAAGCACCUUUAUACUACUCAUGAAGAUGUGGAACUCGGAAGAUGUGUUGCGAAAUUUGCCGGAGUUUCCUGCACAUGGAGCUAUGAUCCCCAUCUCAGACCAAUAUACAAUUUUCGCCUCCGAGCUCCAUGGGUCGGCUGUUGCUAA
Pieris macdunnoughi is the source of this 825-nucleotide messenger RNA. The record is from the annotation of a GenBank genome assembly. Lineage: Eukaryota; Metazoa; Arthropoda; Insecta; Lepidoptera; Pieridae.